CCACGUCGGCUACCGGAAGCUACGUCAUCUGAUGGAUUUAAAGCUUUUUAUUUUAUUUUCCUGGGUGAGGAUUAAUCUCGUUAGAAGAAAAUGUAUUUUUGUUGUUAAUCUGUGAUUAAGGGGUAGGAUCCACCGUGAUUAAAACGACUGGAAUGACGUGACGGCCAGCGUUAAUUUGUAUCAAAAUCACCAGGGGAAAGCAACACCUGGGUCCACGUAGUACGUUCCCAACCAUGAGGAGGUGACAGCCAGCUAACUCUGCUGCUAGGUCUUGCUGCUUGGACAUAUGGCAAGGAUCACUUUCUCAUGCCUGCCAGCCUCCUGGUACUGCAGUGUGUCCUUGCUGUCUCUGGGCUGUGUGCCCAGGCAAAGGGCCUUCUUCCUGGUGUUCCUCACCUGCUCUGCCCUGGUUUUCCUGGGGGUCUACCAGACUGAGCUCUGGGGGCCCCAGCGCCACAGGGGACAUGUCAACAAAUACCUCUCAUCUGUGGAGACCAUGGAGGCUACGGAUGUCACCAACGCAGCUCUAAACUACGGGAUCGUGGUGGACUGCGGCAGCAGCGGCUCCAGGGUGUAUGUGUACUACUGGCCCCCCCACCAUGGAAACCUCCACACCCUGCUGGACAUCAGGCAGAUGAGGGACCACGACCGCCACCCUGUGGUCAAGAAGAUCAAACCUGGUAUUUCCACCAUGGCGCUGAGCCCAGCCAAGGCCAGUGACUACCUCCACCCCCUCCUUUCCUUCGCUGCCACCCAUGUCCCCAGGAAGAAACACAAGGAGACUCCUCUCUAUAUCCUCUGUACUGCUGGCAUGAGACUGCUGCCUGAGAGUCAGCAGGCUGCUAUCCUGGAGGACCUGGUAAGAGAUGUUCCAGUGGAGUUUGACUUCCUGUUCUCCAGCUCCCAUGCAGAGGUGAUCUCUGGGAAACAGGAAGGUGUGUAUGCAUGGAUUGGUAUUAACUUUGUGUUGGGACGCUUUGACCAUGCGGAGUACGAAGAUGAUGCAAUGGUGGAGGUCACUACAGGGUCACAGAACCAUCACCCAAUUAGCCGGCGGCGUACAGUGGGCAUCAUGGACAUGGGCGGAGCCUCGCUGCAGAUCGCCUAUGAGGUGCCUAGCGCGGUCCACUUCAGUUCACCUGAACAGGAGGAGUCUGGUAAGAGCCUGCUGGCAGAGUUUAACCUGGGCUGUGAUUCAGAGCACACGCAGCACGUCUAUCGUGUAUAUGUCACCACCUUCCUGGGCUUCGGGGGGAACAUGGCUCGACAACGCUACGAAGACCAGCUGGUCAACUCCACCAUCACCAAGAACAGACUGACAGGUGAUCAGACAGGCAUGAUGGAAGCCACGCCCCUUGCAGACCCGUGCCUCCCUGUCGGCCUAUCAGACGUGGUGCGUCGGGACGGCCGUGCGGUCCACCUGAGAGGGCAGGGGGACUGGGCGCGGUGCCAGGGAGCAGUCAGGCCUUUCCUGGGUCUCCACAACGGCACCAUGGGAUCCCCCAGGGGGGUGUACCAGGCCCCCAUCGACUACAGCAACUCAGAGUUCUAUGGCUUCUCUGAGUUCUUCUACUGCACCGAGGAUGUACUGAGGAUGGGGGGACCGUACGACAGCGCCAAGUACUCCAAGGCUGCCACGGACUAUUGUUCCACCAAGUGGUCAACCCUCACCAAGCGUCUAGACAGCAAGCUGUUCUCUAAACAAGCGGACUCCUCCAGGCUGAAGUACCAGUGUUUUAAGUCAGCCUGGAUGUUCCAGGUGCUCCACUCAGGCUUCAGGUUCCCUAAGGACUACCCCAGCCUGAAGACUGCUCAGCUGGUCUAUGACAAGGAGGUGCAGUGGACCCUGGGAGCCAUCCUGUUUAAGACACGCUUCCUGCCUCUCAGGGACCUCCAGGCAGAGUCGUUUAAACAGGGCCACUCCAACUGGCUGCGUUCCUCCUUCGUCUACAACCAUUACCUGUUUUUUGCCUGUAUCCUGGUGGUCCUGCUGGCCAUUCUGCUGUACAUCCUCCGCCUCCGCAGGAUCCACCAGCGAGAACAGAGGCAGGCUGAGGCCCUGGACCUGCUCUGGGUGGAGGAGGGGGAGGCUCUUCUGGCCUGAUCCAGGAUCCGUUUAGACUCUGAAUCUUUCUUGACCUGAGGCCUUGGGUGUGGGGGGGGUUACUGAUCUAGGAUGAGUCGAGAUGCUCUCAGUAACUGGUGUUCAUAGCCUGGUAUGCACAGCUCUAGGAUCAACCUUUCACCCUCUGAGUUGUAGGCUUGACUGGUGCUCUAUUUGUUAAGAGGCACUGAUCUAGGAUCAGAUGAUCAACCACAAAUCAUGACCUUGACUGGAACCAACGGCCUGUUGGGACAAUGAUCUAGGACCAUCUUAGUCACACUGAAUCAUAACGUUGACUAAUGGCUAGAAAUGCAAUAGCAACGUCAUCCUACAACGAAGGUUUGAAUUAUGGGGGUGCUGGACACUCCCGUUUUUACACAUCUUUACACCCCAGAUACAGAUAUCAACGUUGACCUGACCGCGAGCUCCCUCGUAAAACAGAAAAUAUCAACCAAGGUCCAAAUCACUAUUUAUAGUAACCUCUGACCUAGAGUGUUGAUGUAAACAUAAGUAGGAGGGGCCAUGGAACUGGAACCUUCAAAAGGGGGAGGAGAAUUGCAGAAUGUGGGCGAAACAUCAUAAAGAGGGAACUGGAUCGUUAAAACAACGAAACAGGAAAAUCCCAACAGGUGAAAGACUGAGGACCGAGCCAUUCUAUUUCUAUUGUAGAUUAUUCACUGUUGCAGAGGGACCACUGUAUUGGCCAUUUUGUGUGAAGGAAGGUGAAGCUUGACGUUUGAGGCUGAAGUUGUCCUUAACCACAGAUCUAGAAUCAAGUAACCUACUCCUAAUCCUAACCUUAACCAUUAGGGGAAUGCAAAUAAAAUCUGACCCUGUAUCUGUGGUUAGGGGUAACUUCUAGCUACUCUUUGUUGAAAAGGUUGCCUUUGAUUGUCUGUUUGGACAGUAUUGUAACCAUGACGAUACCAACUUUGUGUCUGACCAGUAUACUUCCUGUAAAUCUCACAAACAGGAAGUGCAUUAAUUCCUUAAUAAUCCCACUGUGGUAAUGCUUUUGAUUUGAAGCUUUCAAAUAGAAAAAGGCUUUAUUGAUUUGUAUUGAAAAACUACAAUGAGCAAUCAAACAUGAGGCGGAAGGUAGCCUAGUGGUUAGAGCGUUGGGCCAGUAACCGAAAGGUUGCUUGAUCGAACCCCCGAGAUGACAAGGUAAAAAUCUGUCGUUCUGCCCCUGAACAAGGCAGUUAACCCACUGUUCCCCGGGCGCCGAAGACGUGGAUGUCGAUUAUGGCAGCCCCCCGCACCUCUCUGAUUCAGAGGGGUUAAAUGCAGAAGACACAUUUCAGUUGAAUGCAUUCAGUUGUACAACUGACUAGGUAUCCCCCUUUCCCUUCUCAAACUAUUUAUUACAGGGGUUCAUUGAAUCCGAAAUGUUUGAGAUGUAUCUUCUUAACGUUUUUAAGCGGUUUGUUUUGGUGCUGGGAACAGUUUGUUCUGAGCCAGUUCUGUUGAUGACAAGCUAGGAGAGUGAAACGGGUUGUCAGUGUUUAAUGGAUUGAAGUUGAUGCCGUCUGAUUGCAUUGUGUUGAACUGUGGUACAAACACACACAACUGAACUCCAAGAUGUGUGUUACAGACUGUCAAUGUUAGUUACCCACCAGCUCCUCACCUGCCCUGUACUGUAAAUAUCCAAUCAGCCAUCACUAUCGGUCUUCUCUACUCCUCUUGAUAAUGUUGGGAGGUAUUGCUGUUGUUAAAUGAGAUGCAUUGAAUUGCUAAUAAAAGGAGCUGUCCUGUUA
Molecule: messenger RNA, 3861 nt
Organism: Salvelinus fontinalis (brook trout)
Lineage: Eukaryota; Metazoa; Chordata; Actinopteri; Salmoniformes; Salmonidae
Product: ectonucleoside triphosphate diphosphohydrolase 7-like
Exons: 13
Coding region: 287-2104 (605 amino acids)
Biological process (GO): nucleoside diphosphate catabolic process
Cellular component (GO): membrane
Molecular function (GO): nucleoside diphosphate phosphatase activity
Source: RefSeq, a predicted model, not a curated record